GUUUGUUGUUACCAUUCCAGUUUUCUCAGUCCCAGAAAAAGAAACCCACUCUACUUUUCUAGCUUCUCUCUUCCUCUCUCUCAUCCCCAUUACUGGUUGCGGAAAAAAUAAGAUGCUCCACUUUUUCCAACAGCUUUUAAUUUGAUGGGUGUUUGAUUAUAUGGGAAAAAGGUGUAAUCUUUGAGGCACAUUCUUGAAAUGGAAAGUGGGAAGAAGGCAGAAACCCUAGAGGAGGGUUUGUUGGAGUCGAAAUUUAGCCAGGAGGAUAUAUUUUCUAGUGAAUAUGGGAGCUUUGUUGGUUUGUUAAGUGGUGUAAAUGAGAAGUGUGUGGGUGAUGGUUGUGGGAGUCGAAAUGAAUUAAGCAAUGUGGAGUUAGCAAGACUGUUUGGUGAGGGGGUUGAUGGUGUUGCUGGAUAUAAUGGGAUGAGUGAAGAGUCUGUGUACGGUUAUCCCGAUGAAAAUCCGUUGGUCUCAUUGCAAGGGAAUGGUGUGCAAGAUAAUGAUGUUUUGGUGUUUAAAGAGGAGUUGGCAAUAAGUGGGAACGAUGGGGAUCGGAGUGUGAAGGUUGAGGAGGAAUCUGUGGGAAAAUUAGGUGAAACUUUAUAUUGUGAUGAACCUUUUCACAAAGGGGAGAUUGAGGCGCCUGUGGAAACGUGUGGUGAUGUAUUGCUCCCUCAUGAUCCCGAUUCUUCAAUAAAGAUAGAAGCUUUUGGUCACUUGGAUGGAAUUUCUGAUGAUGAUUUGGACCAACCCGGGAAAUGCAAGUCUGGAGAGAGUGACUUCAAGCAAGAUUUCUCGCCCGAUGAUAAUGGCACCGUCUCUACUGGUGUUACAGAUUUGAGAUCCAAGUCUGAAGGGAGGGGAGGCAUUAUUGGUGAACAAGAACGCAUGUUUGAUAAUGGUGAUCUCGUAUGGAUUAAAACCCGAACUCAGUCAUGGUGGCCUGGUAUGGUAUGUUGUCCUUCCACGGCUAGGAAUGAUAUGGCAAAGCGCAGCUGCCUUGUUAAAUACUAUGGCAAUUCAAGUAUUGUUUGGUGUGACAUUGCAGACUUAAGGUCUUUUGUUGAUUACUUUGAACAGAUAUCGGGGCAAAAUAACUCCAGAAGUUUUUUAAGUUCAGUUGAGAGGGCUAUUUGUGAGAUUGGGUUGCGUGUGCAGUUAAAGAUGACUUGCCCGUGCUUUCCAAAGGACAGUGCAGUUAAAGAAGAAAAUUUGAUAUCAACGGAGAAAGCAAGCAUGAUUGACGUUGGGUCAUUAUCUCAGUUCCAGCCUGCAUCAUUUGUUGCAGAAAUCAGGGAUCUCGCCCGAUCUAUGCAUGCACCUGGUAAAAUUGAGUUGAUGGUCAUGAAGAAUCGUUUGUCACCAUUCUAUCGUUCCAUGGGACAUUUUGAGUUGCCUCUGCAGCUGCUCAUGUCAGAUGUGAAAGAUGAAAACGCUACGGAUAUGUUUGGAGAUGGUAGAAAACCUGUGGAAGCCAACGAUGGAAAUAUUACUAAAACCAGGAGGUAUGUGAAGAGGAAGAAUCCUGAUGAUAAAUUAACUUCCUCAGCUAAAGGCAUGGAAUCGCGGGAAAGGAAAAAGAGCAAAUUUUUAUCUUAUCCAUAUGUGGAUAUAAUCAAGGGGCAGGAGAAAGAGGAUCUGGUGCCAAGCUCUGGCCCGGAGGGUGGUUGCAGUGGCAUGGAUUCGCGGAAGAGAGGCACAAAGAAACCUUCCAAGGAACGUCAUAUAGUCAGCAAAGCAGACGACAUUAGUGCUUCUUCAGCCGAAUUGCUAGCUGAACUAUCUGCUUUAGCUUGUGAUUGUUCUUAUAUAAGCAGAAGUAAGUAUUCUGAUUCGCUCAAUAGGUUCUAUUGUAGUUUCAGAAUGUUUGCAUUUCUAGACGCUGAUAUUGCCUCUAAGGCUGGUGGGGACCAGCCGGCACUAGUUCUUGAAGCUGGCGAGCAAAUGGAAGGAAGUAAAGUGUUGAAAAAAUCGAAGAAACAGAAGGCGAACACUGCAUCUGCCAAAGAGAGUGUAGAGAAUGUCGUAGAUGGAAAUCAGAAAGUGCAGGAUAAUGUUGUUCGAAAGAGGGUUAGGAAAAAGAAGGUGCAAGUGGCAAAUUCUGUGGAACAGAUGGAAGGUAUUCGAGUUGGGAAAGAAUCUGAGAACCAAGAAGCGAUCCUUGCACCGAGCAGUUUAGAAAAUGCUGCCAAAACAGAAAAUCUGCAAGCAAAAGAGAAUGCCGUGUAUAUGGAGACAAACAAAGAGAAAGAGAAAAGCACACCAGCUGGUUUGCAGUCUGUACAAAAUCCUUUGCCAAUCAUUUACCCGAAUAGCUCUUGGAUGAUUAACUUCCAGCAGGCUUGCUCGAGUUUAUUCAAAAGCAGCAAAGCUCCCCAGAAUAGCAUCGGAUCAAUUCCUGGGCUACCUGAUACAAACUCGAUUCCUAUAUUACCAGAUUUGAAUGGUAUCCAUCCAGGCUUUCCCCCUGAUCAUAUACCGAUUGGAGUACCUACAUCAAAUCAAGUUACUCCCGUUGAUCAUAUACCGUUUGGAGUGCCUACUUCAGAUCAUAUACCGUUUGGAGUGCCUACUUCAAAUCUAGUUACUCCUUUACCAGAACAGAAGAAGGAAGGAUUAGUCUCUCCUGCCAUAAAUGGUCUUCACCACAUAAACCUUGCCUCCGAUUCAUCAUCCAAGGAUGUAGCACCAGCCUUCCAAAACACUCCGGUAUCCAAUAACGGGGUGAAUAGCAUUCGUCAAUGUCUAGUCAGGGAUUUUACAGCCCGAGCACCGGAACCUCUUACAAUGAGCUCAUUUAUCAAGCACUCACUUCAGAUGGGAAGCUUUCUUUCUUCUGGUAAACCCGAACCUAAGAAACGAAGGAGAAAGGAGAAGGCUAGCUGUGAAGUAGCUCCAAGUAUCCCGGAUUUGAAUGGUAACGUGUUGGAUACGAGCCCCUUAGGAACAGCCACACCCGAGGGGUGUCAUAUUCCGCCUGAAGGUGAACCUCAGAGAAAGAGGCGAUAUAAAUGCGACAGUGGUGAAUCGGAUGGUGGCAGUGUUCUUCUAAACUUUGCCCAGGGAAGCGUGCCUCCGAAAGAAACGUUGGUAGCUACGUUUUCCAGAUUUGGAUUGUUGAAGGAAUCUGAGCUCGAGUUUCUAAGUGAUGAUAGCGUCAAGAUUGUGUACGAGAGAAGCUCCGAUGCUAGGUUUGCAUUUCGGAGUUUGGAGAAGAGCUGCGCAUUUGGAGAAUCACUCCUGAAUUUCAGUCUUGACAGCAGCAUGCCAGAGCCCCCAAAGAUGAAGAAGAAGCAAACUAAUCCGCAGCUGCAAACCUUUGUGCCUGUGGCCGUGGGAGCAUCCAAGAACCGAACCACCAAGAUUGGGGCGGUGCCUGACAUCGCGUCCAUCAAGCAGAACGUGGAAAUGAUGAGGUCGACUCUGGAGAAAGCAGGCAACAGUCUCUCUCAGGAGAUGAGAGCCAAGCUGGAGAAUGAGAUCAAAGCUUUUCUUGACAAAAUCAGCUCCUCUUAGUAAGUUUAGAAGUUUUGAAUAAACCUUGUAGUGUGGUUAUGGCCAUUUUCCACAUUGGAGGGUGGGGGUUGAGAACUUGAGAGAAGGGGAGGUUUUUUUUAUGCUGCUAGUAUUUUUUGAAUUUGGUAGUUUGUUGCUUUUCCCUCUCCAUUAUCAACCCUCAAAAAUCUGUUGGCUGUAGUAAUAUUAAUUUUAUUGAAAUAUUAGUUGGGUAAAUUCUUGUUCUUGAUUAAUGAUUUGAAGUAUUA
Salvia hispanica is the source of this 3764-nucleotide messenger RNA. RefSeq names its product Serine/Threonine-kinase ATM. Lineage: Eukaryota; Viridiplantae; Streptophyta; Magnoliopsida; Lamiales; Lamiaceae. The record is from RefSeq and is a predicted model, not a curated record.